Molecule: messenger RNA, 889 nt
Organism: Paramuricea clavata
Lineage: Eukaryota; Metazoa; Cnidaria; Anthozoa; Malacalcyonacea; Plexauridae
Source: the annotation of a GenBank genome assembly
AUGUUUGAACAGGACUUUUCGGAAAAGAAGAGAGAGAAACCAAUCUCGUUAGAAGACCGAAAGUUCCUUAAUAUAACAAAAAAGUGAUCCACGUUACUGACGAUGGACAUUAUGAGUUGCCACUUUCGUUUCAAAACGACAAAGUUGAAUUACCGUCCAACAGAAAGCUUGCUGAAUCAAGGUUAGGUGGCCUUAAAGCGAAGUUCGCCAAGGAUGUCAAAUACAAAAGAGAUUAUAUGCAAUUUAUGGAUAUGGUGAAGAAGGGCUACGCCAAGAAAGCUCCACAGACCGACGGAAAACCGUGGUAUAUACUUCAUGGAGUGUACCACCCACACAAAUCCAAUAAGAUCAGGAUCGUAUUUGACUUCUCAUCUUUUACAAGGACCUGACCUAACGAACUCGUUCAUGGUGUACUUUGUCGAUUCCGCAAGAAAGAAUCGUGUUUACAUGUGACAUCGAAUCCGUGUUCUGUCAGGUACAUGUGAAUGAAGAGCAUCGCGAUUACUUGAGAUUCUUGUGGUGGCCGGACGGAGAUACAUCGAAAGAGCCUGAAGACUAAAGAAUGCGAGUCCACCAAUUUAGAGCAACGUCAUCACCCGGAUGUUACAAUCUAGCGUUGAAAACCACGGCCAAAGCUGGUGAAGAAGAGUUUGGAGCAGAAGCCGUCGCAUUUGUCGAAAACAGUUCUUAUCUUGACGAUGGGUUAAAAUGCAGCGUCGUUGAAAUGUGCCAGAAAGGGGAAUUUCCCCUGCACAAGUUUACUGAAAACGAGCGAGAAGUGAUCGAGUCCAUUCCCGUUGACUACCGUGCUACUGAAGUCAAAGAACUCGAUCUGAGUCACGAUAUACUUCGGAUCGAACGAGUGCUAGGAGUGGCACAUCGAAAGUGA